CAGCACGUUCUUCCUAUCUUGGGCAAUUCACCGACAAAGGCGGACGGACGGACGAACUCGUAUCAGGCCGUCUCCGACGGACUGCUGGUACCGUCCGUCAAAGUCCCAGCGCUCGCUUCCCAACAUGGUGCGGUCUUCUUUGCGUAGACGCUCGUUCACAGUCGCCUGUAGAACGCGCCACGCUCCGUCGUCCAAAGAUUAGUCGUCUUCUUUGUGUUGGCCGCGGUACUUACUUCUUUGAACAUAGCCUUUCUGAUUAGCGCUGUUGGACUUUUUCGAUGUAGUCGUGUUCGCUCGUCGCAUCAUCGCGUUCUCUCCCCUAUUCGAUAUUAUAAAGGAUUCGGCAAACUUUCACAAUGGCAAAGCAACAACUCAGCAGAUUGCUACCGCGCGCUCUACUCAACAUGGAUCUAAGCACUUUCGUUCUUCCGACGUAUCAUAACCUUUUCAGGACCGUCGUUCUCCUUCUGGCACUCGCAAAUGUAAAGAACCUUCUCGGGGUGUGGCAUUACCGCGUCUUUCGCCCUUUCAUCGUUCGCCUCACACGCCGACCAAAGCGGGCGGUUGAUCCGAACUGCCUCUUCCUUCCGUCAAUUCAACGUUCACAUGCACCUCUUCUCGAGACCGAUUUCAACCUCCACAAGUCAAACAGCACGUACUUGACGGACAUAGACAUCACCCGCGCGAACUAUGCUGUGUUAAUCUUAGGCGAUCACGUCGCCACUAGUCCGUUCAGCAAAAAACCCAAGUUAAUCCUGGGAGGCAUACAGAUCAUCUGGAGAAAGGAGAUCCCGCCAUACAAAGAGUAUGAAAUGUGGAUCCGAUUGUUGACUUGGAGCGACAAGUGGUUCUACGCCGUGACGCAUUUCGUAGAGAAGGGUAAAUUCAAGCCUGCUCUGUACUUGCAGGAUAUGACCAUGACCCCUGAAGCGACAAAGAAGAUGAUCGAUGAGAGCGCAGAGAAGGCAAAGACACUGAAGGAGACGUAUGCGAAAUCGAUAUAUGCUUCGGCAAUAUCACGCGUUGUCAUCAAGCAAGGCCGGCAAACCGUCAAGCCAGCUGACAUGCUGGCACAAGCCGGUCUCUUGCCUACGGACGCUGCAGAGCUGGCAAAAGUGGAAGAGAGACGCCUGAAAUACCUGAAACUUGUGGAAGAUGGCGGUGCUUGGGACGGACUUCAUGCCACAUUCUUUGAUUGCACGGAUGUUGCGCUUGGGAGAUAUACAGAUCUAUUUUUCCGAUGAAGUCCAAGUCGAGGUGGACCAUACCUCGACAUCUGGAGCCGAAGUAGGCAGACACGCGUUGAUUGUGUUUUGUGCGUCUGCUGUAUUUUGAUACGAUACCAUAGAAUAUGCAUAAUUUAGAUUCAGAAGACUACAGGCUCUGCGAGUAGGCAUAC
Messenger RNA from Verruconis gallopava, 1399 nucleotides. RefSeq lists its product as uncharacterized. The record is from RefSeq and is a predicted model, not a curated record. The coding region runs from base 357 to 1244 and encodes 295 amino acids. Lineage: Eukaryota; Fungi; Ascomycota; Dothideomycetes; Venturiales; Sympoventuriaceae. The transcript is spliced from 2 exons.